CUUCCCCUUCCACGUCUCUACAGCAAAGACGAAACAAAUCAUUGUUUGAAUAUUACUGAAUCAAACGUUUUUUUUUAUUACAAAUUUUGGAAUCAAAACUCUCUUUCACCGGAAAAAUUUCAAUGGGCAACUCCUCGUCGAUGCUGACUCAGUACGAUAUCGAAGAAGUACAGCAACACUGUAACAACUCGUUUUCGCAGCAGGAGAUCGUUUCUCUGUACAAGAGAUUCUGCCAGCUGGAUCGAAAAGGCGGCGGUUUCGUCUCCUCCGAGGAGUUCUUGUCCGUGCCUGAGUUUGCUGUUAAUCCUCUCUCUCAGAGAUUGUUAAGGAUGGUAGAUGGAUUGAAUUUCAAGGAAUUCGUAGCGUUUUUGUCUGCAUUUAGUCCUCGUGCUACUUUGCAACAAAAAAUCGAAUUUAUAUUCAAGGUGUAUGAUUCAGAUGGCAAUGGGAAAGUUAACUUUAAUGACAUGUUGGAUGUUUUGCAUGAUUUGACUGGCCAAUUCAUAUCUGAAAAGCAGAGUAAGCAAGUUUUGACUCAAGUUCUUGAGGAAGCAGGUUACACUAAGGAGUCCCUGUUAGUUCUGUCAGACUUUGUAAAGAUUCUUGGAAGCUCCGGUUUGAAGAUGGAAGUUGAGGUUCCGGUGGACUAAACUCCGGGUAACCAUUCUCUGUCAUAUAGUAUAUUAUGGCGUAUUGAACUAUAUUUUGGCUACUUUAACUAUCUUGAGAGUUAAUCCAGUAUGACCUAAUGCAAACUCCACUGAUAUUGUGCAUUAGUUUCUGCGUUUCUGCUCAUAUGUUUGAUUGCAUUAGUUUGACAAUUUUAACGAUGACGAGAAAAGAGACCAAAGCAUGAUGAAAGGGGUAUACUACACCAUUAGUCAUCAAA
Hibiscus syriacus is the source of this 889-nucleotide messenger RNA. RefSeq names its product calcineurin subunit B-like. Gene Ontology annotation, molecular function: calcium ion binding. The transcript is spliced from 6 exons. The record is from RefSeq and is a predicted model, not a curated record. The coding region runs from base 123 to 650 and encodes 175 amino acids. NCBI's taxonomy places the organism in Eukaryota, Viridiplantae, Streptophyta, Magnoliopsida, Malvales, Malvaceae.